AUGGAAUUUGCAUUGGCUCAUCCUGCUCUCAAAGCCUUCAUGUGUGGCUCUCUGAGUGGGACCUGCUCCACGCUGCUGUUCCAGCCUCUGGACCUGGUGAAGACCCGUCUGCAGACCCUACAGACUGGUGUUCAGCCAGGCACGGCCAGAGUGGGCAUGAUGACGGUGUUUCAGAACAUUGUGCGCACAGAGAAGCUCCUCGGACUGUGGAAGGGGGCUUCCCCGUCAUUUGUUCGAACCAUCCCUGGUGUGGGCAUAUACUUCAGCACAUACUUCACCCUGAAGCAGCACUUAGUCCAGGGGAAGAGUCCUGGAGCCAUGGAGGCGGUACUGCUGGGAGCAGGAGCCCGCACUGUGGCUGGGGUCCUAAUGCUACCAGUCACUGUCAUCAAGACACGAUUUGAAUGUGGCAGGUACAGCUAUGGAAGUGUGACAGGGGCCCUCCGCAGUGUGUGUCAGGCAGAAGGUCCAGGAGCUCUCUUCUCUGGACUUCUGGCCACGCUGCUCAGAGAUGUCCCCUUCUCUGGGAUCUAUGUCAUGUUCUACAGCCAGACCAAAGCUGCACUGCCCGAAGAAAUCAGUCUCACCGUCUCAGCCCCUGUGGCAAACUUCUUCUGUGGCGUUCUAGCUGGGGUUUUGGCAUCUUUGAUCACUCAGCCUGCAGAUGUGGUCAAAACCCGCGUACAAAUCAACCCUCAAGUCCGCACACUACAGGCCAUCGCAUCCAUCUAUGUGGAACACGGUGUGGAUGGCUUCUUCCGAGGCGCGGUGCCAAGACUUCUCAGGAGGACGAUGAUGGCUGCCAUGGCCUGGACUGUCUACGAGCAGAUGAUGGCACAUACUUCCAUACGGCGUUGUUUCGUGCUCUCCCAAUAA
Molecule: messenger RNA, 876 nt
Organism: Knipowitschia caucasica
Lineage: Eukaryota; Metazoa; Chordata; Actinopteri; Gobiiformes; Gobiidae
Source: the annotation of a GenBank genome assembly